This is a messenger RNA of Colossoma macropomum (tambaqui), 4960 nucleotides long. RefSeq names its product NACHT, LRR and PYD domains-containing protein 12-like. The record is from RefSeq and is a predicted model, not a curated record. Lineage: Eukaryota; Metazoa; Chordata; Actinopteri; Characiformes; Serrasalmidae. Gene Ontology annotation, molecular function: protein binding.
UAAGGACUUUUCGAAAUGUCUAUGGAGAAAAUGAACGGGAUUUUACUUCCGGAACCAGAGCUGCUGAAAAGGCGGGGCGGUCACUCUACUGGCGGACUGGUUUUGCUGGGCUGGCGUUAUCCACAACAGAGCGAGACUGGAGUUAAAAAGCUCGUAAGAAGGCAGAAAUAUCCGUCCUGGGUUUUGAUUCCUUCGUUCUGUCCAGUUCUUCAAACAUACGCAGGAGUGAAACAGCUGUAUGAAAAAGAGGUCCAACUUAGUGCCUCUAAAAUGGAUAUCCAUGGAAAGAAGGAUGAGAGUGAUGAAGAUGCUCAGCUCCAGAGAUCAGUAUCUCCACUGUCCAGCUGUGUGUCUAUGAAGAGUGGUCACUCCAUGUCUGGUCCAGUGUUCAGGGAUGAUGGCAUUUCAUCUGACCAAAGAGAUAAACCUCCGAGAUCAGUGUCUCCAGUAUCCAGCUGUGUGUCCAUGAAGAGUGAUCAGUCUUUGAUUGCUCCUCCGAUGUUCGGGGGUGAUGGUGUUUCAUCAGACAAAAGAGAUAAACCUCCGAGAUCAGUGUCUCCAGUAUCCAGCUGUGUGUCCAUGAAGAGUGAUCAGUCUUUGAUUGCUCCUCCGACGUUUAGUGGUGAUGGUGUUUCAUCAGACAAAAGAGAUAAACCUCCGAGAUCAGUGUCUCCAGUAUCCAGCUGUGUGUCCAUGAAGAGUGAUCAGUCUUUGAUUGCUCCUCCGAUGUUCGGGGGUGAUGGUGUUUCAUCAGACAAAAGAGAUAAACCUCAGAGAUCAGCAUCUCCAGUAUCCAGCUGUGUGUCCAUGAAGAGUGAUCAGUCUUUGAUUGCUCCUCCGAUGUUUGGUGGUCCUUCUUACCAAAAUAAAGAAUGGUGUGGAAUGUGUGGCCAGCUUCUGAAAGAUCCAGCCUCUAUAACAUGUGGACACAGCUUCUGCAGGCAGUGCAUCAACAGCUACUGGGAACACUCGGAUCCAUCAGGAGGCUUUGCCUGCCCCCAGUGCAGAAAGAGAUCUAAAACACGCCCUGUUCUCCUUCCACAAAAAGCCAUGGAAAAGUCCAUGCUGCAAGAUUACCAACUAGUGGAGGAUGUCUUACACAGAGUCUUAGAGAAGCACAAAACCAGCAUGAAGAUGAAAUUUGAGUGCCUCUUUGAGGGCAUCAGAACUCCAGAGAACAAAAUUCUUCUAAAUAUUGUUUAUACGCAACUCUACAUCAUAGAAGGAGAGAGUGAAGGUGUGAAUGAACAACAUGAGGUCUUACAGAUUGAAAGAGCACUUAGAUGUGAAGACACACCAAUCAAUUGCAAUGAUAUUUUUAAACCUUUUCAGAAGAAAGGUUUCAGAAGGGAAAUCAAAGAGAAAAGCAUGAAAAUUAAACAUAUCAUGGAAACCGAAGGAAGAAAAAUAAGAGUUGUGAUGACUAAAGGCAUUGCUGGAAUUGGAAAAACUGUGUCUGUGCAGAAGUUCAUUCUGGACUGGGCUGACGGAAAAGCCAAUCAGGAUGUAGAUUUUAUGUUUGUGCUUCCGUUCCGAGAGGUGAACUUGAUUAAAGAUGACAAGUACAGUCUUCAUGGACUUCUGUGUGACUUCUAUCCUGAGCUCAAAGAAUUGGACUCAACAAUAUAUGAUUUGUGCAAAGUGGUGUUCGUUUUUGACGGUAUGGAUGAAAGCAGAAUUUCAUUGAAAUUUCAGGGCUUGAUGGGGAUUUCUGACCCCACAACAUCAUUGCCAGUCAGCGUCUUGAUGACGAAGCUUAUCAAAGGAGACCUGCUUCCUUCAGCUCAUGUCUGGAUAACCUCCCGACCAGCAGCAGCAAGUCAGAUCCCCUCUCAGUACAUUGACCGUGUGACAGAAAUUCAAGGAUUCAAUGACGAGCAAAAGCAGGAGUACUUCAGGAAGAGAAUCAAGGAUCAAGACCAAGCCAGCAGAAUCAUCUCACAUAUUAAGAUCACAAAGAGUCUUUAUGUAAUGUGCUACAUGCCAGUGUUCUGUUGGAUUUCUGCCACUGUGCUUCAAAUCCUGGAUCAAAACAGUAGUGCCGAAAUUCCUAAAACCUUGACUGAAAUGUAUGCACAUUUUCUUCUCACUCAAACAACCAUGAAGAACCAGAAGUAUAAUGAAGGAAAUGAGAGAAACACAGGGGAGCAUGUGGAACAGCAGAGAGAUGUGAUUCUGAAACUUGCUGAGCUGGCCUUUGAACAGCUAAUGAAGGGUAAUGCACUAUUCUAUGAAGAAGACCUGAAAGAAUGUGGCAUUGAUGCCACUGAGGCCUCUGUGUAUUCUGGGAUUUGCACUGAGAUCUUUAGGGAGGAAUCUGUGCUUUACCAGAAGAAGGUGUUCUGCUUUGUGCACAUGAGCUUUCAAGAGUUUAUGGCUGCCUUCUAUGUGUUUUAUGGCUUCAAAACCAAGAAUAUGGAUGUUUUGCAGAUUUUUAAGGUUGCUUCAAGAGGAAGGCACUGCCGAGACCAAUCUAAGCAGCAAAAAACCUGGUCUGAGGGAGUUUUGUUUGAGGAAUUAAUUGAAGGAGUGGUAUAUAAAGCUUUCAAGAGCCAAAGUGGCCACCUGAACCUUUUCCUCCGGUUCCUGUUAGGCAUCUCUCUAGAGUCCAAUCAGAGACUGCUACAAGCCUUUCUGAUGCAUGUAGAGCACAGUACAGAGAGUGUCAAGAGAACAAUCCAGUUCAUCAAAGACCAAAUCCAAAAAGAGAAUCUCCCUGCUGAGAGAUCUAUCAACAUGUUCCUCUGUCUGCUUGAGAUGAAUGAUCAAUCUCUUUACAAAGAGAUUCAGGAAUAUCUACAACUAGAAAAACGCUGUGAGAAAAAGCUGUCUCCUAUACAGUGUUCAGCAUUAGCAUGUAUGCUCCUGAUGUCAGAAAAGGUGCUGGAGGAGUUGGACCUGAAGAAAUAUAACACAUCCAGAGAGGGUUGCAGGAGACUAGUUCAAGCUGUGGGGAACAGCAGGAAGGCUCUAAUUGCUGGCUGCAAUCUCACAGCUCAAUCCUUUGAAACAGUGGCCUCUGCUCUGCAAUUACCAAACUCACCCCUAAAAGAGCUGGACCUGAGUAACAAUGACCUGCUUGAUUCAGGAAUGGAGCUUCUCUCUGCUGGACUGAAGAGUUCACACUGUAAACUGGAGAUUCUGAGACUUGCUAUUUGUAAACUCACUGAGAAGUCCUGUGAAACGAUGGCAUCUAUUCUGCAGUUAGAAAACUCAGGCCUGAGAGAUCUGGACCUCAGUAACAAUGACCUGCAGGACUCAGGAGUGAAGCUUCUUUCUGCUGGGCUGAAGAGUUCACAUUGUAAACUACAGAUUCUCAGGUUGUCUGGGUGUUUGGUUACAGAUGAAGGUUGUUCUUCUUUGGCUUCAGCUCUGAAAUUAAACCCCUCCCAUUUGAGGGAACUGGAUCUAAGCUACAAUAAACCACGAGAGUCUGGAAUACAGCUGCUUUCUGAUCUUCUGAAGGAUCCACACUGUGAACUAGUCACACUCAAUACAGCCAAUGAAAUGGACUGGAUCAAAGAAGGACUACAAAAGUAUUCCUGCAAACUGACAAUGAACCCAAACACGGCUUGCAAGUUUGCCUUAAUGUGUAAUGAGAACAAAACCGUGACUCACGUGGAAAAUCCACAGUCAUAUCUGGAUGAUCUGGAGAGAUUUGAGUACUGGGAGCAGGUGGUGAGUGUGGAGAGUAUGGGUGGACGCUGUUACUGGGAGGCAGAAUGGAGUGGUGAGGUGGCAAUAGCAGUGACCUACAGAGGAAUCAGUCGGAAAGGCAGGGGUUACGAGUGUGUUUUUGGACACAAUGAAAAAUCGUGGAGACUUAGCUGCUCUAAUAUCAGCUACUCUGCCAAACACAAUAAGAAAAGUUCAGAUAUUAUCGAAUCUCCUUCUCGCUCAGACAGAAUCGGAGUAUAUCUGGACUGGCUAGCUGGAACGCUGUCCUUCUACAGCGUCUCGGCCGACAACCACACACUGACACACCUGCACACCUUCUAUGCUAAAUUCACAGAGCCGCUGUAUGCAGGGUUUGGGUUUUAUAAUUAUUAUUCUACAGUGUCUCUGUGCCAGACAGACAAGUCUCCAGGUCUUUAGAGGAGAACCUAAAAGAAAUCUGUACAGAAUUCACACUUGUUCCAUGAACGUUUAUCUAACUGUUUGAUCACACUUACAUUUAGCAGGCUGAAUAUUUCCCACAAGGGGGCGCUAUUAGCACAGCAGUGUUGCCUUGUUCACAAUUUUUGUUCUACUUUAAAAAUUUGAUUGUGAAUAUUACAGAAAAAUGUACAGUGUGUUUUGUUAGAUAUGAACUGAAAAGCAGUAAAGCAGUCCAGGAUCUGACCCAACACAGCAUGACUAAAUGACACCCAAAAAACUGAAUUAGGAAGUAAUUAGAUAAACAUAGAUUUACUUUGUACUUUAUACUUUUUCUAAAAGUGAAAUUGCCAUCCUUUAAACAUACUCAUGAGAGAACAGAUAGAAAAGAUGUAAUUAAUUAUGUAAAUACAUUCAUACUGCAAUGUGUUCUGUGAUUUGUAUCCUUCAAAUUGUGGUCUUGUUUCUGUUUCUGUUUCUGUUUCUGAGCUUGAAAUUGUUUCUGGAUCUGACACACCCAGCACUACGUAUUUACUAAGAGCAGUACUUCAUAUCAGUGAUACUCACUGUUCUUAAAAUGGAUGGUUAAACAUGCAUUGGGUCAAUUUGACUUGGAAACAUUACUGCUGUUCCUCACAGUUGAACAUAACAGGAGGGUUAAGUUAAUGAACAGAUAUGGCAAAGAAUGCAACUGAGUAAAUUUUAUGAGGUCUUUUGAAAUUUUUUAAACCUUAGAAAAACUUCUGCCAGUGGUUGAUGUUUGUAUAUUGUAUUUUGUAUUUCUGCAUUUUGGACUUGUCAUAUGGUCUGUUUUGUAUGAAGAUACUUGUAAAUAAUGCACUAAAAAGGAAACUGGCUAAUUUCA